GAUUGAUACCGUCCGCGCCAUAAGCGAAAAGCUACGUUGGAUGAGUGAUGCGCGCAACGGGAAAAACACUUCCCUUUCCGCAGGAGCUUCAGAAUUUGUGCCAGCCGCCCCUUUUGCCCAAAGCCGGUCGACAAAAGCGGCUGUCACCCUAUCGCCGGCAGCUGCGGAGUUUCUGCCAGAAGGAGGUCGUCAACCAUGGGCCUGGAAUGGCUCGCAUUGGAGCCACGACGGCAACGGUGCCUGGCCAGGAGACAGAAGCUGGAACGUUGGCUACUCCGCAAAUAGCCCUGACGUAGCCGGGUGGGCAGGAGUCGCCUCGUCACCCACCUGCUGGUUUAACGAUGAUGCAUAUUCGACGGAUUCAUCUCGCAGCAGUGAUUCCGAGCCUGAAGCUGAAGAAGCUGAUGCAGGCCCUACGCCGGCGCUUCCAAGCCGCCCAGGCCCUGAGAUCGCUCAGCGUGAAGGACUCAACGUGGUCUCACGCGAUGAGAUUGUGGAUGACGAUGAUGACUUCGAUUCUUUCUCGGAGGAUGAAGGCUUUGAUGCCAGCGUCCCGAGCACCUCGGCCAACGUUCCUUGUGAAGCUGAGCACGCUGCGCCCACAAAGCGGGCGGAAGACAAAACCUCGGAGAUCCCGACUUCGUUUCCGGUUGGAGGCACUGAAGGUGCGGAGGAAGUCUCUUGUGCGGAGGACAGAAACCGUCAUGGCGAGGAUCUGGUUGCGGCAUGUGAGGAGCUUGUGCCACCGUCGUCUAACGAGGAGCAGCAGGCAUCCGAAGCCGACGGCUGUGCUCCUAAGUAUGAAAAAGAGUUCAUGCUGACCAUGAGGCGAAUUGUUGGCAGGGCAGAGCCCACCUGUCAUCAGCUGCCUCGAUGUGAGAAGGUGGGCUCCGAAGAGGAUGUUCCAGAUUUCUUGCGUCGCCGCGAGGAAUCUGAGCAAAAUGGAGAGGAUAAAUGGAGAGCAUCGCGUUCUGGCGAGGCAUCAAAGGCUCGCAGCCGAACUCAGGAUGCGAAGCAAAAGCCCGACAAGAACACACAGCAAGGUGAUGCUAGCCAAGCUUCAGCAAACAAACUUGAGGUUAGCGAGACUUCCUGGGCAGCGCAAAUUGCUCGGAGAAAGGCUUUGAGCAAAGAAAACUCGGACGACUCCUUCGUAAAAAAUGUGAGAUCCAUUCUGAACAAGCUCACGGUAGAAAAAUUUGACACCCUGUCUGAGCAAAUCAUAGAGUUGGUCUCGCAAUCAGACCGUCCCAACCAUGGAAUCCCCCUGUUAAUGCAAUUGGUGUUCGAGAAGGCCACUACGCAGCACCACUUCAUCAAUAUGUAUGUGGGCUUGUGCGUCAAGCUCCACAAGUGGCUCACCGAUAAUGAACGCAUAGAUGGCGCCGAGUCGCAAAGCAACUUCAAGCGCGUCCUCCUAAAUCAAUGUCAGUCCUCUUUUGAGCAGUACCUAGAGCCGCCAGAAGGCUUUGAUGGUUUAACAGGUGAUGACCUCUAUGAAGCUCAGGUUAAGUACAAGACCAAGAUGCUGGGUAACAUCCGUUUAGUUGGAGAGCUCAUUCGACAUGGAAUGCUGGCGCCAAAGAUCGCCAUCGCAGUGGCGUCGGAGCUAGCCAGAGAUGACCCUGCAGUGCGCAGUGAGCGCUUGGAGACGCUCGCGACCUUCCUGGAAACAGUCGGUGUUGCCCUAGAUGAUCCAAGUUGGAAGCAUCACCAUGAGCUGGAAAUGGUGUUUGAGGAGGUUGUUCGGGCAUGUUCUGACCAAGCCGUGCCGCGACGUGUCCGCUGCCUUCUUCAGGAUGUGCUUGACCUCCGCAAUGGUGGAUGGAAGUCAAAAAGGCGAAAAGAUCUCAGCAAGGAAACACCCCAGACGCUGGCACAAGUGCACGAGAAGGCUAAAGCCGAGGUCUCCAGACAAAACACAAGCAAAAGCUUGUCGUCAUGUCGAGCCGAGGUCUCGUCUUCUCAAUCUUGGGCCAGCGUUAGGGAUCUUGGAAGACAGCUCUGA
Symbiodinium pilosum is the source of this 2008-nucleotide messenger RNA. NCBI's taxonomy places the organism in Eukaryota, Dinophyceae, Suessiales, Symbiodiniaceae. The record is from the annotation of a GenBank genome assembly.